AUGCAGCCGCAGCAUUACGGGCAGCAGCAGCAGUACAUGCAGCAGGAGCUGCUGCUGGAGCCGCGUCAACAGCAGCAGCAGCAGCAGCAGCAGCAGCAGCACUAUAACCACCAUGAUUCUGAGAUAGAGAGGCUGCAGCAGCAGUGCCGCUCCUCGCUGGUUGCCUCUCUCCGUAUCGUCGGCGAGACAAACCAAACCUCGCAGCAGACAGCCAUGCAGCUCGCAGCACAGUCAGAGCAGCUGGAGCGCAUCGCCGACACCACGGAGGAGAUAGGCGGCAACCUGCAGACAUCCAAAUAUUUGUUGGGCGGCCUCAAGAGCUGGUGGGGGUCCUUCGCGCAGCUCUUCACUGCACCUACUACCAGCAGCAGCAGCAGCAGCAGCAGCAGCAGCAGCAGGAGACGGCAGCAGCAGCAGCAGCAGGGGCAGGGGCAAGGGCAGGGGCGGUAUUCUGAUGCUGCUGCUGCUGGUGAUGGUAGUAGUGGUGGGGAUUUUGCGGGCAGUCAGCAGCAGCAGCAGCAGCAGCUGCAGCGGGAACAGAUUCAGGUGCAGCAGCAGCAGCAGCUGCUGCAGCAGCAACGACUGUCGCUGCUGCAAGGCCGAGAUGCAGCAGCAGCAACAACAGACAGCGACUUCGACGACGGCGUACAACGAGACCUCCAGAGACUCUCUCUCAUGCUGGGGGAGCUGGAGGGCCGAGCAGCAGCAAUAAACAAAGAGCUGCAGCAGCAAAACGAAACACUGAAUUUCAUCGUCGAUGGCGUGCAGACAAACAAAAAAGAAAUGGAAAAACAAAAACUACAAAUCAAACAAAUACUCAAACGGUGA
Molecule: messenger RNA, 828 nt
Organism: Eimeria mitis
Lineage: Eukaryota; Apicomplexa; Conoidasida; Eucoccidiorida; Eimeriidae
Product: synaptosomal-associated protein 25, putative
Exons: 3
Coding region: 1-828 (275 amino acids)
Cellular component (GO): SNARE complex; plasma membrane
Molecular function (GO): SNAP receptor activity
Source: RefSeq, a predicted model, not a curated record